This is a messenger RNA of Coregonus sp. 'balchen', 2358 nucleotides long. The record is from the annotation of a GenBank genome assembly. Lineage: Eukaryota; Metazoa; Chordata; Actinopteri; Salmoniformes; Salmonidae.
AUGCAGAACGGUGACCAGCAGUACAGUAUGGAAGAUGAAACCUACACCGACAUCGACGGCAAGGCCAUCUCUCUGGAGUGUCAAAGGCACUCGGGAUUCUGCCGGGAGUUCACGGUUAGCUCGGCUAAAGUAUCCAUAGGCAGAGUGAUGGUGUACACUUGCGCUGUCUGGCUAACGGCCUACAUCAUAUUCUUCGUCACUGAGGUAAGGACACUAGGGCUGGCUUGAGUCCCAAAUGGCACCCUUUUCACCAUGGCCCAUGGGGUUCUCGUGAAAUGUAGUGCACUAUAUAAGGAAUAGGGUCAAAUGGGUAUAGGGUGCCAUUUGGAACUCCCUCUAGAUAUCCACUGGCACCUGCGUCAGUGCGCAACAAUCCUGCUCCUGGAAGCUACUGGGUGUACAGGCUUUUGUUCCUGCCCAACACUUAACACAUCUGUUUCAACCAACUGCUCAUCAGGGUGUUGUGUAGAUGUAUCAGGUGUGUUAGUGCUGGGCUAGAACAAAAGCGUGCCCCUUUAGCGCUUUAGGGCCAGUGUUGGUAACCCACUAAGCUAGAUUAAUCAUUUAAUAAUUUAACCUACACCUAUAACUAAGUAUUUCUUUUUUGUUGUGUGCCUGUUGUAGGUCAAUCAGUGCAAUGCUAGUCUCUUCUCACAGUCGCUGUAUGCGGAGCACCUUGAGUCUAGCGACAGAGAUUACUUCAAUGCCAAUCUCUUCUUCUCUCUCCAGAACACAGCCGUUCUCUCCAGUGCCAUAAUCAUCACCCUGGUCGGUAUGAUGGUUCACAUCCACUUUGUGAAGGUGGACCAUGAGACGCUGCUCAUCAUUGGUUCCCUGGGUGUCCAGGUGUCCUCUAGCUACGCCUCCGGCAGGGAGUCAACAGACUUCAUAGAGAUGGGCAAGAUCAAAGACAUAGUAAUCAAUGAAGCUAUUCACAUGGUGAGGAAAUAGAAGAAUAUUGAGCUAUUUGUUUCAUCCAGCCAAUGAAGCUACAUGUCCACAGUUGAUUUCAUCAUCACUAAAGUUGUUGACUAAAUCUUGUUCAGAUGAAGCUAGAUGGAUCCUGCUAUAAUUUAUCUUAACCGUUGAUGAUUGGCUGGACAGUCAAAAAUGUAUGCACGCAUGACUGUAAGUCGCUUUGGAUAAAAGCGUCUGCUAAAUGGUAUAUAUUAUUAUAGAGUAUCUUGUGAUGUGCCUGUGAUGACUUUUCUCAACCCAUUUGUUUCAGCAAAGAGUCAUCUACUACCUGUGCAUCCUCCUGAAGGAUCCCUCAGAGCCAGAUGCAGUGUCUAGCGUGGUCCCUCUGUUUCAGGUGAACUUCAGGGAGCGUUAUUGAUCUAACAUACUGUUUAAAAUGCAUGUCUGUAUCUUAACUAAAUCAAAUCAAGCUUAGUUUAUGCAUCACAUUUCAGACAUGGAAAGCAAUGCAAUGUGCUUCACAUGAAAAAACGAAUAAAAUAAAAACUUUGGAACUGAUGUAGUUUUAACCCUGUGCUGAAGACCUUCUCACCUCUACAUUCACCUGUCUGAUUAUAGUCUACCUUUUCAUUCCUCUUUCAGAGUUCAAAACCGAGGCUGAACUGCCUGGUCAAAGUGUACAAGAGCUGCCAGGAGAUUCUAGCUAAGUGCUGAUGGUGACGUCAUCCUGGUCCUUUUGUAAACCGUCUGGGUAAACCCCACUGACGUCAUGCUGGAAAAGCACUGUCGCUGACAUCACUGCACACCAAUGCUUCAAACCACUGACUUCACCGCAUACCAAGUCAUGUAACAUGUUCAGGAUUUUUAUCUGGUUAGGUUACGUUAUCAAUUCUCAAUGGAAAGAAAUACUGAUGAUACACCUGUCAUCAUGAAAUUGUUGUUUUGUCUACAUUUGUCUUUUUAAAUUAUUUUCAGGUCAUUUUUCCACACGCCAGUUUUCAGUAAUGGAAGAAAGACUCUAUUAGGUCAACCCACUAAAAUAUACUAUACUCUUAAGAUUCUCAGUAAGAGAGUAGUUUAUGAAUGUAAGUCCUUACUUAGUGUUACCUAAUGUUGUUAUUUACUUAUGUCUUAGUAUUUAAUACAUCUACUUGAACAGUGUUUUCUGUAACUAUGACCCUACUUGAUAAGCAUGAUAACUUUAAGGAUUUCCUGUUGGAACUAUGGAUUUAGAAAUAGCCUUAUUUUACUUAGAUGCUCAUUUUUAUAUUAUUGUAUAUUUACAAAUAUUGUAUUCCAUCUGAAGAGUUAAGAGUAUUUAUCAUGUAAUAAAUUACCAUUUCUAGCUGCUGUUCUUUCCGUCGCCAGUAGAGGGCAGGACCUACUGAGGGCCGGAUAGCCGGCAGUUCUGCAAUAAUAAAAUCAUAUUUUAAACUUAAC